This is a messenger RNA of Mytilus trossulus (common blue mussel), 5895 nucleotides long. RefSeq names its product tyrosine-protein phosphatase non-receptor type 4-like. Gene Ontology annotation, molecular function: cytoskeletal protein binding; protein tyrosine phosphatase activity. Lineage: Eukaryota; Metazoa; Mollusca; Bivalvia; Mytilida; Mytilidae. Gene Ontology annotation, biological process: protein dephosphorylation. The transcript has 13 exons. Gene Ontology annotation, cellular component: cytoplasmic side of plasma membrane; cytoskeleton; cytoplasm. The record is from RefSeq and is a predicted model, not a curated record. Bases 526 to 3279 code for a protein of 917 amino acids.
GGAUAUAAGACUUUUUUUUAAGUAUUUACAUUAUGUAUUGAAUAAAAAAGCUGGUGAAUAGAAUUUUCAAAUAUCACUUAAUAAAGUGAGUUUGCUCUCAGCCUAUAGACAUUUAAAUUUGAACAAAAAAGGAAUUGAAUGAAAAGAAAUAGCGAUUAGAUCUGUACACUAGUCUGCAUUAUCAGCAGGACUGUUACAUCAUUGAAAAGAUAUCUAGUAAUACGAGCCAGAAUAAAAUACCAGUGGUUUUUAGUAUCAAUCUUAAGUUUUGCUAUCAAGGAUCGGAAAAUAAAUAUUGGCUGAGAAUUUAAUAGUGAUUCACUAGUGCAGGAUGAUAAACGUUUAACAGGUAGAAAUGUUGUAUAAAGUGUGAGUGAAGUUUUUUGGUAUUUAAACACUAUGUAAAUUCAGUGUGUGUAUGUCGUGAACGGAAUUUUAUAUUACCCAUCCUUCUGUGUUAUGUUUUGUUCGACAGUUGACAAUUAAGUUGGAAUUUAUUCAUAUUAAUUUAUUCCGAGAUGUAAUAUGGUGUGUAGUGCGACAAAAGACUCGUCUCUCAUGUGUCAUGAUAUAUCUUCUCAGAUAAGGCGAGAGACUGUAUCCUAUCUAGACCAAGAUGAAAUGAAAAGUGUCAGAUUCCGUCUUAGGGCUAAUUCCCAUGAUCCUUCUCUGUCAGAUGACAUGUGUGCUACUUCUAGUCUGUCUCAAAAUGAAAUGGGAAAGAUUGUUAGACCCAAAGAAAAUAAACCUUUGAGUGAACGAGACAUUGCACGGAUUAAACGUAACAAAAGAAUAUCCCGGAGAAAGGAUGUGUGUAAGUCUAUGCCGAUAUUCUUAGAGGAUGAUUCACCUGAGUCACUUGAAGACAGAAUAAAGGCCAUUGUUUUAGACACGUCUGCUAAACGGUCCAAAGAUGAUGAUGCACUUCUUCAGUCAACGUCCAACUUAGAUGACGUUAUUCAGGGUAGGAUUUCACGUGGGUCUAAUAUCACGGAUUCAGAAAAAAUAUAUCAUAAAUUAUGUCGCAGGACAAAAUCUUUUAUAGUCUCACCCAGUCAAGUGAUUGAGGUUAAAACCAGACCAAAUGAGAAGCUGGAAAGAAGUCGAAGUAGGAGUAGGUCUAGAAGUGUGGCAGACGACAAAGAAAAUUCUAAACGAUUUCAAACUUCUGGCGUCACUAAGGAUUUAACAGAAAAUUCUAAACGAUCUCAAACUUCUGGUGUACCAAAUGAUUUAACAGGAAAUUCUAAACGAUCUCAAACUUCUGGUGUACCAAAUGAUUUAACAGGAAAUUCUAAACGAUCUCAAACUUCUGGUGUACCAAAUGAUUUAACAGGAAAUUCUAAACGAUCUCAAACUUCGGGUGUCACUAAGGAUUUAACAAGACAUUUUACAGACAAACAGAGACAUGAUACCAAAGAUCAAAAAGUUUCUAAGGUUAUAAUACCAAAAUCUACUAGCAAACAAAGUCUAAAUACCAAAGAUUAUAAUGCUUCCAAGGAUGUUAUACCAGAAAGUGCCAAAUAUACAGACCAAAUUCCUCAAAAUAUUAAAUAUCGUAAAACUUCUAAGGAUUUAGUAACAGAAAAUACCAAACAUACAGACAAACAGCCGUACAAUAUCAAAUAUUGUAAAGCUUCAAACAAUGUAAAACCAGAAAGUGCCAUAUCAAUUGAAAGAAAGAAUCAAAAUACCAACAAUUUUUCUACUCAGUUAUCUCAAAUUGUAGAGUCAAAAUUUUCUUUGACAAAUCAUCGGCCAAUAAAAAAUACCAAAGGAAUUCAAACUUCUGAUCUCCCUGUAAAAACUAUUGUGAGGGGAAAGUUUAGAAUAAAUGAUGAAGAAAAUAGUGCAAAAGAGAGAAGAACUAAGGAAACUGUAAAAACUGUUUCAAGGAAAGGGAUAAAUAAAAAGUCCAAUGAAGAUCAGUCGGUAGAAUAUGGUGACAAAUUAGUUUUGCGGCAGUGUCAGAUUGGUUCUUCUACUGUUUUUGGAUUAGUACAAAUUAAAGCUGAUACGCACAACAGCAACGGUUACCCUGAAGGACAUGGUCUGGUUACCAUCAGGAUGAUCCCAGAUGAACAGGGCAGGUUCGGCUUCAAUGUCAAGGGAGGGGCAGAUCAGGGGAUGCCAAUCAUUGUAUCCAGGGUAGCACCAAACACACCUGCUGAUUUAGCCAUCCCUCGGUUAAACGAGGGAGACCAAGUUUUAUAUAUAAAUGGAAGAGAUGUUUCACAACAUACACAUGAACAGGUGGUCAUGUUUAUACGAGCCUCCAGAGAAACCCAUUCAGGAGAAUUAGUGCUAAUAGUUCGUCCAAAUGUGUAUGUUGGAGAGGAACAAGCUGACCAGGACCCUGAUCUAGUAUAUAUACCUGACUCUCAUCAAAUCACAGGCUCUUUAACAGGAGCCAAUGCUUUAGAAAACUCACUCAUGUUAUUACAAGAAAGUUUAGAAAGUGGAGCUGCACUAGCACAAUUUGAUCAAUUAUACAGAAAGAAACCUGGAAUGACAAUGAAUGCUGCCAGACUAGAUGCCAAUAUUGCCAAGAAUAGAUACAGAGAUAUAUCUCCAUAUGACCAAACUAGAGUAAUAUUAAAAGGACAGACCGAUUAUAUUAAUGCCAAUUAUGUAAAUAUGGAAAUCCCUGGUUCAGGAAUUGUGAACCGUUACAUCGCUGCUCAAGGACCUUUACCGGCUACAUGUACAGAUUUCUGGCAAAUGGUGUGGGAACAACAUACAUCAUUACUGGUCAUGCUAACCAUGAAGAAUGAGAGAGGAAGGGUGAAGUGUCAUCAGUACUGGCCUGACAUGUAUGAGACGCUAGAUUAUGGGGCAUUGCAAAUCACAUGUGUCAAGGAAGAUGAAUCAACGUCAUUUGCCUUUAGAGAAUUUAAUUUAACAAAUAUAGAGACCAGAGAAGAGAGACAUAUAUCACACAUGCAGUAUAUAGCUUGGCCAGAUCAUGGUGUUCCUGAUGAUCCAGGAGAUUUCUUAGAUUUUGUAAUUAAAGUACGGGAAAGACGACAGGGCAUGGUAGAACCAACAGUUGUCCAUUGUAGUGCUGGUAUAGGAAGAACAGGUGUUUUAAUUACCAUGGAAACAGCUAUGUGUUUAGUAGAAGCUAACCAGCCUGUUUAUCCAUUGUCUAUAGUACGCCAAAUGAGAGACCAACGUGCUAUGUUAAUACAAACUGCUAGUCAAUAUAAAUUUGUUUGUGAAGCAAUUUUAAAAGUUUAUCAUGAAGGAAUUGUAAAACCUGAAGAUUACCAACGGUGAUAUUAGCUGGGGGAAGGACGGACAGUGAUAUUAGCUGGGCAAUGACUAACAUACAUUAUAUGAUGUGAAAAAAGCAUUUUUAUGUGGACAAAAGUUUGUAAUGGAGGAAGUGUGAGGUCAAGGACAUGCCAUCUCAAUCAUGUAGAUGUUUGAUUUCAACAUUGAAUCUGUUAACAUGAUCUUCUGAAUGAUUUUGUGUCAGAAGAUGCUAAAAAAAGUGCAGUUAUUUUUGUUUUUAUAUUUGUGUAUUUAGAAACAUAUCUUAAAUUAUUAACAGACACAUUUCUAUUUGGUUGGAUGUUUGUUUUUUAAUGUCAGUAUGGAAAUAUUCAUGAAAAAGAGGAAGUUUUAACAUAAUAAUUGUUAAGCGUUAUUGUGCCUCUUGGUGUUUCUGCAAGAUGUGUCUUUAGUGUUAUCUCAGGACUAUUCAAACGUUUAAUGGACAAGGAUCAUACUCAGUACAUCUGUGUCAAGCAAUACGUUUGUUGUUAUGAAUCUCCAUGGUUACCAGUGUUGUAUUUGACACCUUACAAAGGUCACCUAUAAUAUUUAUAUGUUGUCAUGGAGAUAUUGUCAGCCUUUUUAUUUCUCCACCUCUCGUGUGAGUUCAUUUAUUUUCCUUUCCUCCAACAGUCCCACGUAUUUUGUAUGUUCCUAACAUUAUUUUUUUUAGAUAUUGACCUUUAUGUCCAUACUGCUCAAUUUUCAUGUGAAUUGUUGGAUGGCAGUAACACAAAAUCAGCAUCAGUUGACAUAUUUCUACAGAAUGAAGGUGGUCUUGAAAAAUUUAGCUUUCUUAUUCUAUGAAAGUCCAAUCUAAAAAACAUAGAUGAUUAUAACAUCCCUUAUAUCUUCUUCAUCUAUCCUGUGCUCAGGAGUAAAAUAGAUGAUCAUUUAAAAUAACUGGACUUUUAUUUGUAUAUGUCAUGACAUAACAACACAAAACAUGAAAAGAAUAAUUUUGAAUCCAUACAGUAUUGUUUCCUUGUUGAACAUUUUUCACCAGACCUGAACAAUUCUAUAUGGAGACCCAAGUCUAUAUCAGACAUGUCACAUGACUUUAAUAAAUCAGUUGGAGACGUCCUGUAAGUUAUUUGUAAUGUUUACUGUAAUGAAGGAUGCUGUCCGUGUGAGUGUGAUACAUGUACGCUGUAGUCAAUAACAAAUUAGUGCUAACUUUGCAGUAUCUAUAUUUGACAAAAGGGGGAUGAUUUUUAUCAAUCUGACAAUAACUACAAUACGAUUUGGGAAAUGUGAAAACUGAAAAAAUCAAAACUACUUUCAGUUUAAAAGCAGAAGCAUGGUAAAAUGACAUUUCACAAUAUUUAGAAAGUUGCCAUGGAAUAGAAAUUAAACAAUUUGAAACUAUUUUACUGAUUAAAUUAUACCAGUAUAUAUAUGUAUGAGUUUGUCAUCUUCCUGUUGACAAGUAUGUAUAACUUAUUUUGAUUUUUGUUUCAAUAACACUUUAAAGGUAACAUUGACUAUAAUUGUACUAUAGUUCAAAACUUUUGUUGUCUACUUUUAAAAUCACAUCUUUUUGGGGGUAUAUCUUUUUGUGAAGAAAAAAAGGGAUGCAUCAAUUCCUGUGAAAUUUUAAAAGAAAAUAUAAAAAUAUAUUGUUUUUCAUAUGUAGUAAAUAUUCAGUGUACAAGAUGCAAAUAAGCAAAUAUUAGUCAAAUAUAGGAUGAAAUUUCCAAACAGGAACCUUUUAAAUAUCUGUUUGAUUAAAAUAUUUAUAAUUUUCUAUAUUUUUAUUUUUUAUUUUUUUUAAGGCUAAAACUUUUGAUUUGUUGAAUUAAAUCUGCUUGGCUUGCUUUUUUAAAACAAAAAUUGGUGAUAAGAAAAUGAAAAAUAUGAUUUUUUUAAAAAUAGCAAAAAGUGCUUUAAUAUUAAAACUACAAUCUCUGUAGCAGAUCUCAAGUUUACAAAUAUUAAAAACUGCAGUCAUGGUUUAAAUGAAAUCAUUAUAAAAUGUGAUCAGGGAUUUAAAAAGAAUUGAUAAAGUAUUAACAUGUGCAUAGAGGAACCUACAUAAUUUUAAGUAUUAAAAUUUACAUUUUAUAAUAUAAUUCCAUUAAAACAUUUUAAAACGACCUUUAAUUUGGUGGCAUCGUAACACAACUUUGUUGGAAUUAGGGAAUCAUCUGAGUACUAACACAUUUUACUGUAUUUUUACCAAAGAAUGCAUGAGAAUUGUAGGAUUUUAAUACAACUAAUAAUUAAUCCAGAAAUACAAAUGUAUAACAAAAAGGAUACCUUCUCUUAUAUUGAUCUUCAAUCAAUUUAUAUCUCAUACUUUCAUUUUUUUUAUUGUUUCGUUAAAGCAGGAAUUUGGUCACAAUAUUUUAACGUUGUACAACAUUUUUAUUUGAAUGUGAUUAUUUAUUACAAAGGUAACAUUUAAUGUAUAUAUUUUUAUAAUGUGUACAAAUGUGUGUGAGAGAAUAUGUGUAUGUGUAUGAUACUCAUUAUGUACAUAUUGUCAUGGUUACAUGUUGACAUGGUAACGGUCGUAUGUUACAUUGUUAAUAGCGUCAGAAAUUCUAUAACUUAAUAAAAAGAUUGGGCUGUUUGCCAGGCAAUAUUAAAACAUCAUUAAAUAUUUUCUACAUA